Molecule: messenger RNA, 1296 nt
Organism: Cygnus atratus (black swan)
Lineage: Eukaryota; Metazoa; Chordata; Aves; Anseriformes; Anatidae
Gene: EDNRB
Product: endothelin receptor type B
Exons: 7
Coding region: 1-1296 (431 amino acids)
Biological process (GO): G protein-coupled receptor signaling pathway; vasoconstriction; enteric nervous system development
Cellular component (GO): membrane
Molecular function (GO): endothelin receptor activity
Source: RefSeq, a predicted model, not a curated record
AUGCCCGCCGCCCUCCUGCUGCUGCUGCUGCUCGGCUGCCGCCCCGCCGCCGCCGCCGAGGGCAACGGAGUCCUGAGACCCCCGGGUCCCGGCCUGCAGGGCCCUCCGGGGGCCGCCGAGGCCGCCCCCCCGACGGCCGGGCCCCCCAUGCCGCCCAACGCCUCCCGGGCGGCCGCGCUGCCCAAGGGCUUUGGAGGGGUGGGCGGCGGGCGGCCCCGCUCUGCCUCGCCCCCCAUGUGCACGGGGCAGACGGAGAUCAAGGAGACUUUCAAGUACAUCAACACGGUGGUGUCCUGCCUGGUCUUCGUCCUGGGCAUCAUCGGCAACUCCACGCUGCUGCGGAUCAUCUACAAGAACAAGUGCAUGAGGAACGGCCCCAACAUCCUCAUCGCCAGCCUGGCCCUGGGCGACCUGCUGCACAUCAUCAUCGACAUCCCCAUCAACGUCUACAAGCUACUUGCAGAGGACUGGCCCUUUGGUGUUGAAAUGUGUAAACUAGUGCCCUUCAUUCAAAAGGCAUCAGUGGGCAUCACAGUGUUGAGUUUGUGCGCCCUCAGUAUAGACAGGUACCGAGCAGUAGCUUCUUGGAGUCGAAUUAAAGGAAUUGGAGUGCCAAAGUGGACUGCUGUUGAAAUUGUACUGAUCUGGGUUAUAUCAGUGGUAUUAGCUGUUCCGGAAGCUAUUGCAUUUGACAUGAUUACAAUGGAAUACAGAGGAAAGGAUCUCAGAAUCUGCCUACUUCACCCCACACAAAAAACAUCCUUUAUGAUGUUUUACAAGCAAGCUAAAGACUGGUGGUUGUUCAGCUUUUACUUCUGUUUGCCACUGGCUAUCACAGCACUUUUCUAUACUCUCAUGACCUGUGAGAUGUUACGAAAGAAAAGUGGGAUGCAGAUUGCUUUAAAUGAUCACUUAAAACAGAGACGCGAGGUGGCCAAAACAGUAUUCUGCCUGGUACUUGUUUUUGCUUUGUGUUGGCUCCCACUUCACUUAAGCAGAAUAUUGAAACUCACUAUUUAUGAUCAAAAGGACCCAAAUAGAUGUGAACUUUUAAGCUUUUUUCUUGUGAUGGAUUACAUUGGCAUUAACAUGGCUUCACUGAAUUCCUGCAUCAAUCCAAUUGCUCUGUAUUUGGUGAGCAAGAGAUUCCAAAACUGCUUUAAGUCAUGUUUGUGUUGCUGGUGCCAGUCCAAAGAUCUGUUGUCCCUGGAGGAAAGGCAGUCCUGUUUAAAGUUCAAAGCUAAUGACCACGGAUAUGAUAACUUCCGCUCCAGUAACAAGUACAGCUCUUCAUAA